Messenger RNA from Ctenocephalides felis (cat flea), 821 nucleotides. RefSeq names its product THAP domain-containing protein 11-like. The record is from RefSeq and is a predicted model, not a curated record. Gene Ontology annotation, molecular function: sequence-specific DNA binding. The transcript has 3 exons. The coding region runs from base 56 to 670 and encodes 204 amino acids. Lineage: Eukaryota; Metazoa; Arthropoda; Insecta; Siphonaptera; Pulicidae.
UAUUCGCCAUGUGCGAAAUAUUUGUUUAUUUCAAAUUUGAAUAAUAUAAUUAAAAAUGAGCCACCAAAGCUGUUGUGUAGUGGGUUGUAGAAAUACCGGCAGAAAAAGUGACUGCAAGUUCUAUUCAUUUUCUACAGCUAAGUGGAAAGAAAAUCAACGAGAAAAGUGGAUCGCUGCGGUUAGAAGAAUAAAUGUUGAUGGAUCACCAUGGGUUCCCAAGCCUUAUGAUCGCAUUUGCAGUGAACAUUUCAUUGGAGGAAAAAAAUCGGACGCCGUAUUGAGUCCUAGCUUCGUUCCGACAAUCUUCCCUGCAAUUUAUAAAACUCGAAAAGUUAGUGAAUCUACGAUUAUAAGCAGAUACAAGCGUUUAAUUACCCGUAAAAUAAAAAAAAAAUCACCUCCACCGUCAACUUCUGAACUCACUAUACAAGAACCAAUGCAAGUGAUAAAUGAAUGUGAACCUCCUCCGAUUGUAUCUCUAAAAGUUGACCAAGAGUGCCAAGUUGAUUUUUACUCAAGCUCCGAUGUCAACUCACAUACAUUUAUUUGCAACCGUUAUAUAACAAAUAAUUUAUGUCAUGCUGAAACUCAAACAGAAAUAGUUGUAGAUACUAGGCCGGUAAAAAUACAUGUUAGUAAUAAAAAAUUUGUUAAUAAAAAAACGCGGUAAUGAUCAAAAAACGUUUGCUGAUAAAGAAAGUCAAGCAGAUAAACUGAAAAUUUCAAGAGAUCAGUAAAUAACUUUGCGAAUAAUUGUAUUGUAGUAAUUUGGAUUAUGCUCAUAUCCUAAUUAUGUCUUUUAUCAUUAACAUAUAUUUAUU